AUGUCAACUCACCAAGACUCUGAACCAAAUAAUAUGACCGAACCCUCAAAUGACUCUGAACAAUUGGCAAUAAUUGAUAUGAAUUUCCCUCUUCAGCCUCUUUAUGAUAGACUCCUCAGUCUGUCGUUUACAGAGAGUGUAAAGGCUAUCGAACACUGUCGCGAUCUGUGCGCUCAAUUUGGAUUUACUGUAAAACAAGAAGCAAGUACACAUCGGAACAUUUACGUUUAUUGCUCGCGUGAAGGUGUCCCAGAUUCACUGCGUAAACGAGGAGCAACUCCUCAGCGUAAACGACCUUCAAAAAGAUGCGAUUGUAGAUGGCGUGUUGUAUUGUACGAAAAAGAAGGACGAUGGGAAUUCCGAAAAUCUCAGAAUCCAGAUGCGGCAAAACACAAUCAUGAGCUGAUGCGACCUGAUGAAAUCGAGAGAAACUGGCCAAAGGCUGUCAUUGAUAUGAUCUGUGAACUCGCCAGACAAAGGCUCACGACCCAAGAAAUCCGUACUGCUGUCAAGGAUCAGUUCACAACAAUCAGUUGGAACGAACGACGAUUCUACAAUCGCUUAUCUGAAGAAAGACAAAAGAUCAAACAUCGGGAAGCAGCCACUAGAGCGCGUAAUUUGACAGAACUGUGGACAAAAGUGUGCAUGGCGGCAGCUGGAAACGAGGAACUUUCGCGUUUUGUUGAAACAGAAGCAACAAAGAUCCUCGCAACUAUAUGUCAGACUAUCCAACUAGAACCAGAUACCCUCAGGCCACCUACCGAAAUAGCCGAAGAAACCGUCGAGCUGCUUGCGGUAGUAAACCCUACUCCGGUAGAGAAUGAUGAGCCAGAGGGAAGUAAUCGGGCUGGUAACCGUACAGGAGAAAAUAAUGCAAGGGGGCGCCGUGCUACAAGCCAACAGUUGCCUGUAGAUUCAGAAGAUAACACCCGGCCACCAGAAAAUCCGCCAUCAAGUGUAAAGACCAACAGACAGGGAUCAGGCACAAAUACAACAAAACCACCAGAAGCACCAAAAGGGUAUACCUCUGUCAUUGUCCCUCGACACACCUACUUUGUGAAACUACACAGCCUGCGUACAAUUGGUGAGCUUAAUAUUGCCCGCAAUUCUAUAGUAGCACGCGAGGGUUCGACCGCAGAUGAAUCAGGUUCAGAGACUGUGAGUCCUGCAAGGAGAGUAUUAAAGAGGACAAGAGACGGUACUUUGGUUGACCAGACACCUGGACCUGCAGAUGCACUACACGCUCUUCAGCAACAACAGCAACAGCAACACACCUUUUUGGCCGGAACACACCCACACAGAGCGCACCCGAUGCCCCCAGCCCCUGUUCCACAGACUAUGCACCAAGGCCCUUCCUCUUCAUCUCAAGCGCCCUUUGUAUACCAUCCCACAUAUGACAGCCACGGAAUGCCUAUAGGAGCACCUCUUCCUAACUAUGUCCACUCAACCUUUUACCACCACACAAUGCCUCCUCAGGCACCCAACAAUGGGUAUACACCAAACUCUGACCUAAACUUUCAUUUUAAUACAUCACAUGGUCCAAUGAUGAGACAACAUCCACAGGCCGGAAACAGUAACAGUGGUGGCAGUGGCAGUGGCAGUGGCAGUGGAAGUGGAAGUGGGAGCGGGAGUGGCAGUGGCAGUGGAAGUGGAAAUGGUGGCGGUUCUUCAUCAAAUGAUAACCGUGAACAGCAUGGACCUCACUCUGGACUUCAACCAAACAAUAUGAUACAAGGCAAAGCUCCUAGCUCUACUCCUACUCCUACUCCUUCUGCUCCUCCGUCUAAUAUAUCAAAUCAACCUCACCAUCAUGCCAUUCAGACCUUGACUAUUAUACACCAUCAACCCCCAACUCAAUAG
Molecule: messenger RNA, 1860 nt
Organism: Phycomyces blakesleeanus NRRL 1555(-)
Lineage: Eukaryota; Fungi; Mucoromycota; Mucoromycetes; Mucorales; Phycomycetaceae
Exons: 5
Coding region: 1-1860 (619 amino acids)
Source: RefSeq, a predicted model, not a curated record